Molecule: messenger RNA, 507 nt
Organism: Saccharomycopsis crataegensis
Lineage: Eukaryota; Fungi; Ascomycota; Saccharomycetes; Ascoideales; Saccharomycopsidaceae
Exons: 1
Coding region: 1-507 (168 amino acids)
Source: RefSeq, a predicted model, not a curated record
AUGUCAGAUAUUAAUGAGCCAGGUCAGAACAGCCAACAGGCAACUAAGAAAACCGUUCUGGUAGUCGCCAACGACGAUGGAUCGGUGGUAAUAACCAGCGCCAAUGGUAAAGUCAAACAUCGUAAAGGUCAAUCCGAAGAAGCCUUCCAAGAACAGCUACGAGACUUUUGGAGUGCCGGCCCGAAGAUCAAUGAACAUGGUUGGUUGACUGAAUCAUACAAUGCAGAAAUGAUCCAGUAUCAACAACUAAGGUCCCAAGGGUUGUCAAAUUUAGAUAUAAGAGAUAAGUUGACGGUGUUUGACGUUCGGGAAAAAUCUCGGAAGAAUCAAUUAAUCAAUACCGCAGAAAACCACUAUUAUCAUAGAAAGUAUGCUAAUGCAAUGGAAGUAUGUGAUCUUAUUAUAGAAUUGUUUGAUGUGUUUGAUGUGGUGAAGAAAAAUAAACGAGAGAUUGAAGAAGUCAAUAACAUCAAGAGCCAUUGCCGAAAAAAAUUGGACAGUCAAUAA